AUGACAGUGAAAAAGAGAAAAGCUUCGGGUCAGUCAAAAGCUAGGAACGACUCUAGCACCACUACAGCGUUGCCCGAUAACAACAACAACCACCAUCAAAACAACAACAAAAACAACAACAAAAACAAAAGUAGUGGCGAUAUCAAUGGCGAUAACGAUGACGAUGUAAAAACAUCCAAUGGCAAAACCCAUUCAAUAACUACAAAGGAAAAGAAAGAAAAAGGUGACGAAGACAAAGAAGGAGAAGAAAAACAAGAUAAUAAAUAUAACAAAGAGAGUCAUUCGACACACAACCACAACAAUGUAAAGAGCAAGAAACUGAAAAAGAUUCGUGAAUCGCGUAGGGUGAUGUUUAUACUAGGCGCAUUAUUAGGUCUUGUUAUUACUGUAUUUUUCACCACAAGCAAGGGAACCUUUCCUGCCGACCUCGAUAAUCUAGUUAAUUUUGAUCAAUUGAAUAAUAUGUUUGAGGACUGGACGAAUUGGAAGGAGAUAUUGCCCAAUGGACUUCAAUCCUUUUUGCAGGAUGCAGACGCCGAAACUAAAUUGCAUGGUUCAGCCGAUUCGUUUAGCGUUGGCCAGAGACUUAAAGCGCUGCAGAACUAUACUGCCAAGUACAAUGUUGUUAUGGUUCCUGGUGUGAUUUCAACAGGGUUGGAAUCGUGGGGUACUACGACUACGGGGGAUUGUCCAUCGAUUGGAUACUUUAGAAAGAGGUUAUGGGGAUCUUUCUUCAUGUUGAGGACUAUGGUUCUUGAUAAGGCAUGUUGGUUAAAAAACAUCAUGUUGGAUGAAGAAACGGGACUAGAUCCGCCAGAUAUAAAAGUGCGAGCCGCACAGGGUUUUGAAGCUGCAGAUUUCUUCUUGGCGGGCUAUUGGAUCUGGAACAAGAUCUUGCAGAAUUUGGCAGUGAUUGGGUAUAGUCCCGAUAAUAUGAUUAGUGCUGCAUACGAUUGGCGGUUGACAUAUAUCGAUUUGGAGAAGAGGGAUGGAUAUUUUAGCAAAUUAAAGAGUCAGAUUGAGAUGACCAAAAAGAUGACUGGACAAAAGUCUGUGUUGGUGGGCCAUUCGAUGGGGUCGCAAGUGAUUUUCUUUUUUUUGAAAUGGGUUGAGGCCAAAGGAGAGCAUUUUGGCAAUGGUGGUUCCAAAUGGGUUAAUACGUAUAUUGAGGCGGUGAUUGAUAUUAGUGGGUCUAUGUUGGGAACACCGAAAACGAUACCUGCAUUGCUUUCGGGGGAGAUGAAGGAUACUGUGCAGUUGAAUGCUUUGGCUGUUUAUGGGUUAGAGCAAUUUUUUAGUAGGAGGGAGAGAGUGGAUAUGUUGAGGACGUUUGGUGGUGUUGCCAGUAUGUUCCCCAAGGGUGGAGAUGUGAUUUGGGGUAACUUGACGUAUGCACCUGAUGAUCCUGUAAACACAUUGGAGACGAAUAUAACUGAUGGUGCCAGUGGUGCUAUAACUGAAGGUGCUUCCAAAUCGGGCAGUAGUUUUGGGUCGUUUAUGAAGUAUAAGCAAGAGGAUGGUACAGUUGAGGAGUUUACUAUUGCGCAGAGUUUACAAAAGCUUUUGAAGGAUGCGCCCGGUUGGUAUUCCAAAAGGGUAGAGGAGAAUUAUAGUCAUGGUGUUGCAAAGACUGCGUCGCAAUUGUCAGCUAAUAAUCAGGAUCCGCUGAAGUGGGUUAAUCCGUUGGAGGCAUCUUUACCGAAUGCGCCAAAUCUCAAGUUGUAUUGUUUUUAUGGUGUUGGUAAUCCUACAGAGCGUGCGUACAAGUAUGUUCCAGCGGAUAAAAAGUCGGUCAAGUUGGAUGCUGUUAUUGAUAGUGAGUCUGCUGAUGGAGUUGCUUUGGGUGAUGGUGAUGGUACUGUUUCUUUAUUGACGCAUGUUAUGUGUCAUGAGUGGCAAAAGGGUAGCAAAUCGAGGUAUAAUCCGGGGAAUGUUGAUGUUACUGUAGUUGAGAUUAAGCAUGAGCCGGAUAGAUUUGAUUUACGAGGAGGAGCCAAGACAGCUGAGCAUGUGGAUAUUUUGGGGAGUGCUGAGUUGAAUGAGUUGGUGUUGACUGUUGCUUCGGGACAUGGCGAUAAGAUCAAGAAUCGGUACGUGAGUAAUUUGAAACAAAUUGUAGAAAACAUGGAUUUAUAG
Lodderomyces elongisporus is the source of this 2136-nucleotide messenger RNA. It is a transcript of the gene LRO1, whose product is annotated as phospholipid:diacylglycerol acyltransferase. The record is from RefSeq and is a predicted model, not a curated record. Gene Ontology annotation, biological process: lipid storage; triglyceride biosynthetic process. Gene Ontology annotation, cellular component: perinuclear endoplasmic reticulum; cytoplasm. Lineage: Eukaryota; Fungi; Ascomycota; Pichiomycetes; Serinales; Debaryomycetaceae. Gene Ontology annotation, molecular function: phospholipid:diacylglycerol acyltransferase activity. The coding region runs from base 1 to 2136 and encodes 711 amino acids. The transcript has a single exon.